This is a messenger RNA of Paramecium tetraurelia, 627 nucleotides long. RefSeq lists its product as uncharacterized. Gene Ontology annotation, molecular function: nucleic acid binding. The transcript is spliced from 4 exons. NCBI's taxonomy places the organism in Eukaryota, Ciliophora, Oligohymenophorea, Peniculida, Parameciidae. The record is from RefSeq and is a predicted model, not a curated record.
AUGAAGAGAAAACUAUAUAAAUUAUCAUUGUUUAAGGAAAUAGACGAAUUUAAUCAGAAAGAUGAUGAUGGACACUAUAGUGAUGAUUCAUCUGUCUCUGAUGAAUUUCUGAACACUACUCUUGAAGCAUAUUAAUCUCAGAUCUUUAUAAGCAGUAAUCAAACAUUUAGUUCGAUUCACUCAGAACAACUUCAAUUUAUUCAAGGAGUAUUCGAUAAGUCUGAAGAAAGUGAAAAAUCAAUUGACUUCAAUAUUACAAAUAUUGAUGGUGACAAUAGAACUACCUUGAUGAUGAGAAACAUCCCUCAAACCUACACCAAAGAAAUGAUUAUGAUGGAAAUAGAUCCAAAAUUCAAAAACAAAUUUGAUUAUUUCAACUUUCCAUUUGAUGGUACUUCCAAUCCUGGUUAUGCCUUCAUCAAUUUGAAGUCCAAAUCUUAUUUAAGAGAUUUUUAUAGUUACUUCAAUGGGAGGAAGUGGAAAAACACUCCAUCAAAAAAACCUUGCUAUUUGAAAUACGCCAAAAUUUAGCAUAAAAAAUUCAAAUAAAUUAACCCUUAGAUUUAUUUACAAUAAAGUAGUGUGAUAAAACUGGUCUAGAGUUAAAAAUUACAAUGCAAUCUGUGA